Messenger RNA from Racocetra fulgida, 337 nucleotides. NCBI's taxonomy places the organism in Eukaryota, Fungi, Glomeromycota, Glomeromycetes, Diversisporales, Gigasporaceae. The record is from the annotation of a GenBank genome assembly.
AUGAGUAAAGACGGAACACCAAUUGUCUCGUCUCCUCUUGUUGAAGACGUAGAAGAAAGCCCAUUCGUUGAUCCAGAUAAUGAAUUGGCUGCUGAGAAGCUUCAGCAAACACUAGAUAUGUUGCACAUUCAUAAUCCAAUGUCAAUUGAAGAUUUGUUAGAUUUUGAGAAAGAGAAAAUAGACAUACAUCAACAGUUUAAUGAUGAUGAUCUUAUUCAAGGUGCUAUAGAAAUAGAACAUGUAGAAAAUGAGAUCAUGAUACAACCCUUAACCAGAAAGGAGCAGUUGGAAAUUCUGCGCAAUGCUCUGAGAAUUGUUGAUGAAAGAAUCGAUGAUG